This is a messenger RNA of Plodia interpunctella (Indianmeal moth), 821 nucleotides long. RefSeq names its product Proteasome beta1 subunit (gene Prosbeta1). Bases 108 to 773 code for a protein of 221 amino acids. The record is from RefSeq and is a predicted model, not a curated record. NCBI's taxonomy places the organism in Eukaryota, Metazoa, Arthropoda, Insecta, Lepidoptera, Pyralidae. Gene Ontology annotation, molecular function: threonine-type endopeptidase activity. The transcript is spliced from 4 exons. Gene Ontology annotation, cellular component: proteasome core complex.
CGUUAGAUUUAUGUCAUCAAGUCAAUCAAGUUUGUUUGCCGGAACGGACGGGCUCAAUCGUGACUUUCAUAAAAUUAAAUUCAGGAAUUUACUCAAAAACAACGGCUAUGGCACCUACAUUGACGGAACCUUGCGUCUCGGAAUGGAUGAACGCGCCCCACAGCACCGGCACCUCCAUCAUGGCGUGCGAGUUCAACGGCGGAGUGGUCAUAGGAGCAGAUUCCCGCACCACAACUGGCGCUUACAUUGCUAAUAGAGUGACAGACAAAUUGACCAGGAUUACGGACCACAUUUACUGCUGCCGCUCUGGAUCCGCUGCAGAUACUCAGGCUAUUGCUGAUAUUGUGACCUACCAUUUGAAUUUCCACAAGAUGGAGCUAGGUGAGCCCCCACUCGUGCAGACUGCGGCGUCAAUUUUCCGCGAGCUGUGCUACAACUACCGAGACUCGCUUGUUGCUGGUAUCCUAGUAGCUGGAUGGGAUAAGAAGAAUGGAGGACAAAUCUACUCUGUCCCAAUAGGCGGUAUGGUUCAACGCCAAGCUGUUUCUAUUGGAGGAUCAGGAUCGACUUAUGUCUACGGGUAUGUGGACGCCAACUUCAAGCCUAACAUGACCAAGGAGGAAGCUGUCAAAUUCGUCACCAACACUUUGACAUUGGCCAUCCUCCGAGAUGGUUCCUCUGGUGGUGUUGUCCGUUUGGGAGUCAUCACGGAGGCCGGAGUGGAAAGAUCAGUGAUCCUGGGUGAUCAACUACCCAAAUUCUAUGAGGGUUAGGUUUUGUAUUUCCAUAUUUUAAAGUUAUGUAUAAAAUUUUCAAAAGUA